CGCAUUUGAUUUCCUCUCUUCAUUAAAUUACCCUCUGCAGAUCUUGUUCCCUCAUAAUUCCGGCCAUGUCCGCCACCGCCAAGCUGCUUGUCGCCGAUCUCGCUUCCACCGUCCACCAACUCCCUUCCCGCUUCGUCCGCCUCAUCGACGACCGUCCAAACUUCUCCCAUGUCCGAGCUCCGACCGGCUACUCUUUCCCUGUCAUUGACCUCCACAACCUCCACGGCCCCUCUCGUGCUGAUGUCGUCGCCCAAAUUGGCCAAGCCUGUGAGCGCGACGGUUUCUUUCUGGUGAAGAACCAUGGGGUGCCGGAGGAGAUGAUGAAUGGGAUGCUGAGAUUGGCUAGGGAGUUUUUCCGGCUGCCGGAGUGUGAGAGACUUAAGAGCUAUUCCGAUGAUCCGACAAAGACGACGAGGCUUUCGACGAGUUUCAAUGUGAAGACGGAGAAGGUGGCAAAUUGGAGAGAUUUCUUGAGACUCCAUUGUUACCCUCUCGAGCUUUAUGUCAAUGAAUGGCCCGACAAUCCUCCAUCCUUCAGGAAGGAAGUGGCGGAGUAUUGUACAAGUGUGAGGGAAUUGACACUAAAGCUAUUAGAGGCCAUUUCUGAGAGCUUGGGGUUACCAAAAGACUCCAUAGCCAAUUCAAUAGGAGGCCAUGGCCAACACAUGGCCUUGAACUACUACCCGCCAUGUCCACAGCCAGAGCUCACCUUUGGCUUACCCGGCCACACCGACCCGAACCUCAUCACUCUCCUCCUCCAAGACCAAGUCCCCGGCCUCCAAGCCCUCCACGACAACACUUGGUUCGCUCUCGACCCCAUCCCUAACACCUUUAUAAUUAACGUCGGCGAUCAAAUGCAGGCGUUGAGUAAUGACAGAUACAAGAGCGUGCUUCAUCGGGCUGUUGUGAAUAGUGAAACGGAGCGAAUUUCGAUCCCGACAUUUUAUUGUCCAUCGCAGGACGCGAUGAUCGGGCCGUUUAAGGAGCUGGUCGACGACAAGAAUAGAGCGGUUUAUAGACAAUUUACUUAUUCAGAAUAUUACAAGACGUUUUGGAAUGAAGGACUUGCAACCAAAAGAUGCUUAGAUUUGUUUAGAGUUGAAUGAUUUGCACACUCCAAUUGAUCCUUCCAUGCUUAAGGGCUGCUCGCAUCUCCGACAGAGGAGCUUUCUGAGCUGGUUGAGCUGAUGUCGGGCCGCACAAUGGCCUCCUCCAUCAACGACCAACUGCCAAGCUUGACAUGGGAUGACAAGUUGACAGCGUAUGGCUUGAAGACUGGCCAGCUGAGAUGUUUAUCAUCAUAGUUUAUCCAUAAUGUUCUUAUUUCAAAAAAAAAAAAAAAAAAAAAA
Molecule: messenger RNA, 1349 nt
Organism: Cucurbita pepo subsp. pepo (vegetable marrow)
Lineage: Eukaryota; Viridiplantae; Streptophyta; Magnoliopsida; Cucurbitales; Cucurbitaceae
Product: protein DMR6-LIKE OXYGENASE 2
Source: RefSeq, a predicted model, not a curated record